AUGAUAGAGAGAACAGAGGAGACAUCGGGAACGCUGAGGCCGUCAGGGCGAGGCUCCCCUCGGAGGGGAGGGGGAGCGCGAGCGCGAGGGCGUCCCCGGAGCCACGAGAGCGUGCGCUCGCUAUCAGCGCGUUCCCCUGUGCGAGGAGCGAUCGCGCGGCCCGCGUCCCGCAGGAGCAGGCACCAGAUAAACGCCAUCGCUCAGUACCGACGGCGCUACUCGAACCUCCUGGUGAUUGUCGCAACUGGAAUGGCCAUGGCUGUGCUCAUCCCGUCCCAGGGAGCGGCUCGUGUGUGGAAUGUGAUGUGGAAGGGAUGGAUGUGGGCACAGCUACAACAUUCAAAGCCAUAUAAUAACGACAUGGACUGGAAAGGUUUGGAGGGAGAUGGGCGAGGAGCAGGCAGGUGGGAUUAUGGUUGGGCUGAAAGGUCUGUUUCUGUGCUGGACAGCUCGAUGUCUCUGCUUGGAGCACAGCAUCGCAUUCACAUAAUCCUGAGUUUACAGAGACAGUUCCAUCCCCACCAAACCCGACUGCUCAGUGUUAAUGAACAUGGGCACCAACUUCAGAGAAACACCAAUCAGAUAAAUGUUCAGAUAGUUUCUGCAAACAGGCCAACUGGGCAACACCCAGAGUUGGUGAUCUCCACAACAGCUUUAACCCGUUCUCCAGCGGCUAGGUCCUGGUAAAAUUCGGCAACU
Stegostoma tigrinum is the source of this 699-nucleotide messenger RNA. RefSeq lists its product as uncharacterized. The record is from RefSeq and is a predicted model, not a curated record. Lineage: Eukaryota; Metazoa; Chordata; Chondrichthyes; Orectolobiformes; Stegostomatidae. The coding region runs from base 1 to 687 and encodes 228 amino acids. The transcript is spliced from 5 exons.